Messenger RNA from Desarmillaria tabescens, 2335 nucleotides. RefSeq lists its product as uncharacterized. NCBI's taxonomy places the organism in Eukaryota, Fungi, Basidiomycota, Agaricomycetes, Agaricales, Physalacriaceae. Bases 262 to 2118 code for a protein of 618 amino acids. The record is from RefSeq and is a predicted model, not a curated record. The transcript has 4 exons. Gene Ontology annotation, cellular component: ESCRT-0 complex. Gene Ontology annotation, biological process: protein transport to vacuole involved in ubiquitin-dependent protein catabolic process via the multivesicular body sorting pathway. Gene Ontology annotation, molecular function: phosphatidylinositol binding; ubiquitin binding.
GAAAGUACGUCGGAGGGCUCUAGGCUUAAUCGCGAUGUGGACAGCCGAAUUUGAGAGUGAUUCUACUCUCGGUGUGAUGGAGGACUGUUAUAACAGUUUACAGGCGAAAAGUAUAUUGACCAUACUUUGACAUUGUUCUUUUCGUUCAACCGUUUUCCAGAUUAUAAAUUUGAAACACCGCAAGAGCCUCCGCCACCAACUGUGGACGACGAAAUUCGUCGAAAGGAGGAAGAGGAGCUUCAGCGUGUCCUCGAAAUCUCCAUGGAAGACAAGGGCGGACGAGACCAAUGGGCACGGUACAACGACACUGUAUCAAGUGGUGCAGGUGGAUCUGGUUCAUCGCCAAGUUUGCCUCGCGCAUCCGGUUCCUCCAGUUCGUAUCACGCCCCAUCAUCGUCCUAUGCAACACCAAGUUACUCGACGGGUUAUACCUCCGCGCGUACACCUUCACCGAAGCAGCAGCAGGCACAGCAAUUCGUUACCACCGCAGCACCUUCUACCCCAACAGCGACUGUCUCACCUCCUCAAACCAAUAUCGUCACUCGGGUUCGCGCACUACACACCUUCGAGCCCACAGAACCUGGUGAGCUUGGAUUUGAGAAGGGUGAUGUCAUCAAGGUGGUAGAUCGUGGUUACAAAGAUUGGUGGCGAGGCCAGCUUAAAGGAAGAACCGGAAUUUUCCCCGUAAACUAUGUGGAGGCAAUGCCUGAACCUACUGCUACCGAGCUGGGAAGAGAAGCAGAGCAGGAAGCGGCUGUUUUUGCCCAAGCUGUUAAUGUUGAGAAGCUGCUCAACAUGUUGAGAUCAUUGGAUCCAGCCAAGGAUAACCUUGCAGAUAACGAAGAGAUUCAAGAGCUCUAUCGGUCGAGUAUGGCUUUGCGCCCCAAGAUUGUGAAGCUCAUUGACAAGUACAGUCAGAAGCGAGCUGAUCUUGUAUCAAUGAACGAGACGUUCGUCCGCGCGCGCACCAUAUUUGAUCGUAUGAUGGAAGAAAGCCUUGCUCGCCAUAGUGCGAUGUAUGAACAACCUUCUGCUGCAUACCAACCCGCAAGCCAAUUUCCUAUCGCACGUCCAGACUCUCGUGGACAGGCAGUGCCUGCCUCUUAUCCAUGGAAUCAGCAACCUCAGCAGCCGGCAUAUGGCGCGUACCCCCAGUAUGCAGGACAGUAUGGUCCUCAACCUCAACCCGUGGCUACCGCGUACGCCCCUCAGCCUUAUGGACCUCAGGGACCGUUGCCCUAUCCUGCUCAAGGUCAAGGUCAACCGGGAUCCGCCGCAGCUCAAGCAAUGCCUGCUCAAACAUCGCAAAAUUCUAUUCCAGUCCAAGCGCAAGGAGCGGCGUCAAGCCAGGCGCAAGGAUCCAUGCCUUCUGACGCUCAGGGACCCUUACCUGCACAAGUGCAAGGAUCCCUGCCUGCACAAACUCAAGGUUACAUGCCCGCACAAGCACAAGGGCAUGUACCCACACAAGCUCAAGCAGCACAAGUUUUAGGACAGACACCACAGCAAGCCGACCCUACAAUCCAAUCUCAGUCACAAGCUCAGGUGCAGCAUCAGCAGCAAAUUCAGGGUCGUCAAGUCGCUGCUCCUUAUGUUUACGAUCCCACCAUGACUUAUUCUGACCCGAAUGUACAAGCCUGGGCGCAGUACUAUGCUAAAGGCGGGAAGGAUCUUGCUGGCGCCGUCUAUUUCAUCUCCGUUCCUGGUGUGACGGAUAAUUUGCCGCCUCACGCUACUCCUGUGCCCGAACCUCAACCUCAGUCACUUCAACAUCAACCUCAGCAUCAAAUACAAACCAACGAUGUGGGUUCCGCGGAUACGCUUCCAUCGCCUUUCCCUUCUGGUGAUCAGCAGAAGCAACCUGUCAUAGCGAAUGAAGGGGGAAGAAGUCCAGUGGCUACUUCUUCAACCCCAUCAUGGGUGUUGCCAAAAGUUUCGUCACCGGCAAGGCCCCCGGGUGGCGCCAGUUCCCCCGCCCCAAGUGGUGCUGGAAUGGAAGGUGGAUACGGAAGAUCAUCGUAUUAUGCCUUAUCAGGACAUAUGGCGGGAAUGAGUAUUAGCGGAGACCAGACACAAGGCUCCGCUCAUGGGUACCAAGGUGUCGGUGCGACGGCGUGAAAUGAAGCGAAGCAAUGUUGCACUCUUAUGAUUAACUACCAGAUUUUGUGAUUCGGAUAUUUAUUUUGUGUUCAUCACUACCCUCUGCAAAUUCUACAAUUCUUCUAUCUUUCUCACCUUGACAAUAAAAUCCUUAAUCAUAAUCCCCUGGAAUUUCUUCGUUGAUUUUUAAGCUUUGCAUACAUGUGGACCAAUUUGAAAUUGCUCUUUUAGACUU